AUGAAGCAUAAAUUUUUAGAAAUUUGUGUAAACAGCGCCGAAAAUAUUCCAACAAAUUCUCAAGAACAAGAAGCUGAACUUAAGAAUCAGCCAACAGACAAUUCCGCUUCGAGCAAAAAGACACCUGCAUUAGAUCAGUUCACCAUUAAUUUGACUGAAAAAGCCCAAAAAGGUGGGAUUGAUCCAGUCAUUGGUCGUGAAUAUGAAAUCCGUUUAAUGCUUGAUAUCUUGAUGCGUCGUCGUCAAAACAACCCUAUUUUAACGGGUGAACCUGGUGUGGGAAAAACGGCUGUUGUAGAAGGUCUGGCAUUAAAAAUUUCACAGAACCAAGUGCCCGAUGCGUUAAAAAAUGUCCAAUUACACUCUUUGGAUAUGGGCCUGUUACAAGCGGGUGCAAGUGUUAAAGCUCACACCAUGAUUGGUGCGGGCGGCCAAGCUGGGCAAAAUGAUGCUGCGAACUUAUUAAAACCUGCACUUGCGCGCGGUGAAUUACGCACAAUUGCAGCAACAACUUGGGCUGAAUACAAACAAUAUUUUGAAAAAGAUGCUGCUUUAAGUCGUCGUUUCCAAGUGGUCAAAGUAGAAGAACCGACUGAAGAAGUCGCGAUCGAUAUGCUACGUGCCAUGAUUCCAGUGAUGGCCAAUCACUUUAAUUUACGCAUUGAUGAUGAAGCGAUUAUCACCGCUGUUCAUUCUUCACAUCGUUAUAUUAGUGGCCGCCAACUCCCAGAUAAAGCCAUUAGUGUGCUUGACACCGCUGCGGCUCGUGUUGCGCUAACCCAAAAUGCUCAACCGGUCAAACUCGAUCAACUUAAAGCACAACAACAUAAUUUAAAUCUUGAAUUCAAUAUUAUUGAAAAUGAACACCGUCACCAGCCAAUUCAUGAAGAACGUUUAACUCAAUUAACAUCAUCAUUGGAAUUGCUUGAUCAAGAAAUUCAGCAAACAGAACAACAAUGGCAAGCUGAAUUGGCACUGAUUCAAAAAAUCCAAGCAUUAGAAACUGCUGAACAGGCUGAUUCCAACAAAGAUGAGAUGCUCAGUACACGUACGCAGCUAUCUGAGCUACAAGACUGGACGGGUAUUCCUGUUGGCAAAAUGGUCAAUGAUGAAAUUAAGCAAAUUCUCAGUCUGGAAGAAAAACUUGAAAAACGUGUGAUGGGACAAGAUUAUGCCCUACAUCAGUUGGUUCAAGAAGAUCCAAAUAAACCACAGGGUGUUUUCAUGCUUGUCGGGCCAAGUGGUGUAGGUAAAACAGAAACUGCCUUAGCACUUGCCAAUGAACUUUAUGGUGGUGAGUCACAUUUAAUCACCAUCAAUAUGUCUGAAUACCAAGAGGCGCAUACGGUUUCUUCGCUUAAAGGUGCGCCUCCAGGAUAUGUCGGGUAUGGUCAAGGCGGUGUUUUGACUGAAGCCGUUCGACGUAAUCCGUAUAGUGUUGUGUUAUUAGACGAGAUUGAAAAAGCACACAGCGAUGUUCAAGAACUGUUCUAUCAAGUUUUUGACAAGGGCACACUCGAAGAUGGUGAAGGUCGUGUGAUUGAUUUUAAAAACACCACGAUAUUACUGACGUCAAACACGGGCUCAAAUGCCAUCAUGCAGGCAUGCUUAAAUCAACCUGUCGAAGAAUGGCCAAGUGCUGAAGAGCUGACUGAACAACUCAAACCAAGCUUAUACAAACAAUUUAAGCCAGCAUUCUUAGGCCCACGACUCGAAAAGCAGUAUGAAACCAAAGUGACAUAUAGCGAAGAUUUAAUCGAAUUAAUUCUAAGUCGUUGUACUGAAGUUGAUAGUGGCGCACGUAAUGUUGAUAACAUUUUAAAUGCCUCAGUGUUACCUGCUUUGGCCACUGAAAUAUUGGUGGCUUUGGCUGAACAAAAAAUACCAAAAGUCAUUCAUAUUGAUACUAAAGAUGAUGAAAUCAUUUACCUAUUAGAUCCACAAGCGAAGCCAGCAAAGAAAAAGUCGAGCAAAAAAUCAAAAGUUGUGGAAGCUUAA
Messenger RNA from Oppiella nova, 1998 nucleotides. The record is from the annotation of a GenBank genome assembly. NCBI's taxonomy places the organism in Eukaryota, Metazoa, Arthropoda, Arachnida, Sarcoptiformes, Oppiidae.